Molecule: messenger RNA, 1206 nt
Organism: Metarhizium album ARSEF 1941
Lineage: Eukaryota; Fungi; Ascomycota; Sordariomycetes; Hypocreales; Clavicipitaceae
Exons: 3
Coding region: 1-1206 (401 amino acids)
Source: RefSeq, a predicted model, not a curated record
AUGCACCGCUUCUUCCGCAUCUACAAGCCUGGCUGGACGAGAGCCCGGUACAAUGGUGCCUUAUGGCUCAACGUCAUCUCAUUCGCACUGCCCGCUCUGUAUGCUACACUGGUCAAGCUGUGGGUUGCAAAGAUCGACUCGCGAAUGGUUGUGACGACAGACACAUAUACGUACAUCACCACCAUGACAGAAGUCGUAAAUGAAGGCCUGCCCCGAGCGGCAUGGUCCACCAUCGGGGACACCACCGCGCCGUACGCCCGCCGCCUGUCCCUCACAUACACCCUUCUUGUGGCCCAAUCCAUCCUCGGCCUCGUCAUGUCCAUAGCAAUUCUCGCUGGCGCCGAGACGUUCGCCCAGGGCUUCGUGCCCAUCCAAGUGCGUCGGCACAGCAUAACGUACGUGCGGAUCAGCUCCUUUUCCGCGCUUAGCAGUGCCAUCGAGGCGGCUGUCGCUGCGUCCACAAGGGCCCUGGAUAGGCCUGAUGUGCCGCUCGUCCUGUCCAGCGUCAAGUUUGCCGUGAACAUCGUGCUGGACAUGCUGCUCAUUUCGACGUUUCGUGUGGGGGGGCACAAGCCUACUUUGAAUAUGCAGGCCGACAUUCAGGUUGCUUGCAAUCUGGCCGCUGCGUUCAGCGGCCUGGGGUACCUGCUUGCCGUAGAGCGACACCGCAACAAGGAAGAUGAAGGAGGAGGAGGAGGAGGAGAAGAAGAAGAAGAAGAAGAAGGACAGCCGACUGUAUCGACACCAUCUAUUCAAGCUCUCAAGGUCCUAGUUCCGCCUGGACUGCCGACUUUUAUCGAAUCACUCGUUCGGAAUGCCUUGUACCUCUGGUUAAUCACCAACAUCACCAGCCUGGGAACGACGUACGCCACAGCAUGGAGCAUUUUCACCACGAUCCGCUGGGGCCUUGUCAUGGUGCCCGUGUCGGCGCUUGAAGCAACAACAUUGACGUUUGUAGGACACAACUGGUGCAACUGGAAGCGCCAGUCUGUUGGUGUAGGCGUUGGCGUGACCAGCGUCAGUCUCCGUAGCUUGGCUGGCAUUGCACGACCGGCGUUCAAGUCGAUCCUCAUCGCGUUGGUCUUUGAAGUUCCUUUUUGUGUGUUGUUUUCUUUGUGGGGGGUAAGACCGUUGGCAAAGUUCCUCAGCGCAAACGACGACGUCGCCGACGUGACAGCCCUUGGCUUCCGUUUUGCUGGCAACUAG